AUGAUCUCGGAUCCGGAGCAGUCGCCCAGGCUACUGCGAAGAAUCACCUUGGCUUUGCGGUGUCAGUCGCUGGCCGGAUGGGCCGGGCCCGAAUGGGAUGUUGACAUUGCAAACGUAAUAAUUGGCCGCUUCUUGACCCAGGGGCCCCUCACGCACCUCCACAGCCUCCGAGUCAGCCCAGGGUUAGCACUGGGUUGUUUGACUUCUUCCUUCAGGGUUUCAAACCCUGUUCUCGCGUGGGGUUUCAAACCCUGGAAGAGAAGUUCAGUUCCCACGCUCCCCUCUCUUCCGCAUCAUAUCGCAUUAGCCGUGCGGGUGUGAGCGUGGGACGUCUGCCACCUACCGCCUCAAUAGCCCUUGAUACAGGGGCCUCUCCCCGAUACCAGCAUCCAUCGUUGUCGACUACUUCGGUCCAGUCAGGGGCGGGCCUCACGUCUAUUUCCUCCCCCGCAUCGCAUCGCAUCGCACAUCGCAGGUACACAGAAGCGAGAUGAGGCGAAAGACGAGAAGAAAUCAGCUGGUGUGCAUGGUGACAUCGCUGCCUGUGUUGUGUGUGCAGCCAGAUCUAUCGCACUGCAUCCCUUCCCAAAACCCCACACGAUGUCCUUCUCCACGCACAUCGCCAUGAUCGUGAUCCUCGGCUGCAUCGCUGCCGCCUCAGCCUACCCGAGGAUGGCCGGCUCCUGCGUGGCGCCAAAUAGCGGUCCCGUGCACCGCGCCGUGCCGACGGAUCUCCCACAGGCGUUCACCAUUGACAUUACGCCAACCAUCGGCCGUGAUGGCUUCGAGAUCAAUGUCAGCGGAGAGCCGUACAAGGUGCGCGCAGCUGGGGGGAGGGAGGGAGGGAGGGGGGGAGCACUCAUAUGGUCCGUCUGAUGCCUGCCUGCUUUGCUCUGCGUUGUUUGGCGACAGGGGGUGAUGAUGGUGAGCGAGGCUGGCGAGUUCUUCAUCACAGAGGAGGCAUAUUCCCAGCUGCAGUAUAUCAGCUGCCCCGCCGGGGAGGACGACUCGGUCCCCGCGCCGUCCGGCGAGGCCACCUCCGCCGUGUCGCACAACAGCGCCGAGGAGAAGACCAGCACCUCUGUGUUGCUGGACACCACGGGGGUGGAGGCAGGGACGUCAUUCAACGUGACCAUCACACUGCUGACAGCGAAAGACGGAGAGUGGUACCAGGUCAAGGAGACCAUCACGGCAUGAGACGACUGCAGGCAGACAGGCAGCCAGCCUGCUUCAGGCAGUCCGCCACAGGCAGCACGGGCGGCUGCUCGGUGUACUUGGUCUACUUCAUCUCAUCUAUCUGUGUGUCGCCCAUCACGUGUGCAUGAUAUAUAUGUGUGUGUGUGUGGUGUACAGUCAGCGAGUGGGUCGGUGUGCUUGGGUGGGGUGUGCACGUGGUGCGUGUUGGUGUGGAUCGUUGAGGAAUCGUUUAUCAAAGCGUCAAAGCGUUCAUUCAUCUGUCGUCCAGCUUUCUGGACGCUGUUUUGAAAUUUGGGCGUGGCGUGAGAGAGGCGAGUCGCGAGGCACAUGCGAUGCAUCCGUGUCGGUGAUCUACAGGGAUACACAUCACAUGCACACACACGCAUCUAAGAGACAGACGAUGGGGACUUUUUCAUUUGGGAGAUGUGGGUGCCUGCCUUGUCGUGUCGUCUCUCUCUCUCUCUCUCUCUCUCUCCCGGACGGCACGGCACGCGGCGGCACCUCUGUCGACCGACAGACGGCCAUCUUGAUCUGUCUGUCCAUGGCUGAUACCUGCCUGUAUGCCUCGCGGUGAAUGAACCUCUAUGUGGCGUGAGCAUGAGGACACUUUAUAUGUGCAGGUGGU
Messenger RNA from Vitrella brassicaformis, 1822 nucleotides. Lineage: Eukaryota; Vitrellaceae. The record is from the annotation of a GenBank genome assembly.